Molecule: messenger RNA, 603 nt
Organism: Saprolegnia parasitica CBS 223.65
Lineage: Eukaryota; Oomycota; Saprolegniomycetes; Saprolegniales; Saprolegniaceae
Exons: 2
Coding region: 1-603 (200 amino acids)
Source: RefSeq, a predicted model, not a curated record
AUGGCGUCGUUGCACCCGCACGUGCAUGCGAUGCUAUUUCUCGUUCAAACGACGACGGUGAUGGCACGACACCAACCACUCGUUGUAAAAUGGGUCUCGGUCGACGGCGGCCACGGCCCUUCCAGCAACGUCUGUGCGCACUUUUGCGUUACCGUGCCGCAUAUCGCCAGCACGGUGGCGCUUUGCGCAUUACGUCGGUGCAAAUCAACGUUCGAGUGGCAGCUUGUGGCGCUCGGUGACGCGUUCUCGCCAUCGUUGACGCUGCUCCAGUCGCUGCGGGCGCUCAUCCAGGCAAAGUUGGCACUGACGUACACGCUACGCAUCCAAUACGCGACAGCCGAGCACAAAUACGUCGAGUACGCAAGGCGACUGGAAAAACAUCUCCAAGCACAAUACGAGACGCUCGCGAUCGAGCGGAUACCGACAUUGCCGGCCUCGGCGACGCAACCCGGCGUGCGCAUUUUUCUCGAGAGCUCGAGCGACCCUGCGAUUCUGCUCUUUCAGCAGUCGCUGCAAGACCCGGUGCCACUGCCGGCGCUGCGCCAGAUCCAAGAAAAGCUCCGAGAUGCUAUCGAAACGCAAGCGCUCAUUGUGACGAUGUAG